AUGGUUCCCUUUAGCUCAUUAAAAUACACACAAUGUCUUAGUAGCGAAAGGAAACAUCAGUUUUUCAAAGGUUUUAAUGAUAUUGCCCCAAUAACAGCUGCUUUAUCUGAAAAUCUUGAAAUAUGGGAUUUGCCGGUUCUACCAGCUCAUACUGCACGAAAAAUUAAAGUAAAUUCAAUAUGGUAUACCGAUGCUGCAGUGUUAUGUACAUCAAAUGCACACUUAUCAGACAAUAUUGAAUUGUUCAAGAUUGAUCAUAUAUUUGUUGCUGAUGGCAUACCUACAUUUGUUCAAGAACGUGGACGAUUUGGCACAGUAGUAGUUACUGAUUUAAAACAUGUAUGGCCACUGAAAUUAGUUAAUUCAAAUAAUAAUAAUUAUGUUGCGUUACGUCCAUACGCAAAAUCAUACGAUGAAACAUUUACUCGCUUAACGACAGAAUUACGUGAAAUUAUCAAAAAAUUGAAAUGUAAAAAGUUAGAAAAUAUUGAACCAAGUACAUUACAACAUGCAAAACAUUUACAAGAGAUGACAUUCCUCACACAUCGAAGUUUAAUAAAAAAGUUACAUUCAGCAUCAUCAAUUGCUGAUAAAUGUGUUUUAUAUAGCGAAUUGGCCAAACAAAAGGAAAUGGGUAUAGAUUUAUCAGGAAAAAAUUCUGACAGACGUGAAAUUACAAUAGUACUGGAAACGAAAAUAAAUAUUCAGUUUUCAUCUAGUGGAUUAGAAAAUGUUUUACGUUUUAUUAUAUGUUUAUUUACUGUAUUCGAAUGCGAUUAUCCGAAAAGAAUUCAAAUGGCUAUUAAACAUCUGUAUGAACAGAUAGCAAAACAUUUGAAAUAG
This is a messenger RNA of Didymodactylos carnosus, 843 nucleotides long. Lineage: Eukaryota; Metazoa; Rotifera; Eurotatoria; Philodinida; Philodinidae. The record is from the annotation of a GenBank genome assembly.